Molecule: messenger RNA, 1734 nt
Organism: Fomitopsis serialis
Lineage: Eukaryota; Fungi; Basidiomycota; Agaricomycetes; Polyporales; Fomitopsidaceae
Exons: 2
Coding region: 5-1624 (539 amino acids)
Source: RefSeq, a predicted model, not a curated record
CGAGAUGGAUACGAUCCGCAUACCGUCACCCCUUCCCGAUGAUGUCUGGCGGCACAUUCCCACUGAUGGCCCCAUGGCUCUGCAGAAGUGGCUAGUCAAGGUUCAUUUCUUCGUCAAUCUGGCUGUACCAAUCAACAGAUUGCCUGAUGAAUUGCUCGCGGAGAUCCUGCAAAUCGUGCGAUUUGACCGUCCUUCCGACUGGUCUUUCAGCACCGUGCUGCUGAUCUGCCGCCAUUGGUACUACAUCGCGGUACCCUCUGCAUGCCUAUGGUCCGACAUCACGAUUGGCAUGUCGCUUCCUCUCCUGCACACAUACUUGCGCCGAUCACGCGGGCGGGCCUUUCGCUUUCUACGCGAGCUACGCACACGCGUACUCUCUCCGCAUUUCGAUCGAGUCACGGAGUUGCACACAUUCAGCUCUCAGCCAUACAUCGAGCAUCGCAUGGAACAGCUGUCUUCUCUCACCAUUGAUGACGCGCUGCCACCGCACUUCACCCCUGGGCCUGAGGAGGAGGGGGCUACCGUGAUCGCUAUACGUGGCGAUCGUUUCCCAAAACUGGAAUCCCUGACACUACGCGAGAUCGAACCCGUAGCGAACAUCGUCGACGCACACUGUUUGACGUCGCUGACCUUAGACAGUCUGUGGCACGAGACGUGGAGCGAAGUUCUCAAUCUACUCAAGGGCUGUCCGGUUCUGGAGUACCUGACUAUGGUCUCCCUCGAAGCCGGAUCAACGGCUGUCGCUGUAACGGAUGACGUCCGUCGCAACCGUAUCAUCGAGAUGCGGCGUCUUCGAGCACUCAGCUUCAGGGACUGCAUCGAACGUGCGGGCAUAGCAUAUCUGCUUGCACAUCUCGCCCUGCCGUUCACGGCUGAGAUUGCUAUCGUCGUUAACUUGGAUGAAGCAGACCGCGAGGAAUUGAUGGAAGACGUCGAUUUAUGGGACACAUCAUUCGCGGAUGCCAUUCCCGAAGACAAGACGUUCUUACCCGUGUUCUCUGCGAUACAAACAGUCAAGACUACGAUCAAUGACGAUCGCCUGACAGUACUGGCAUUUACGCAGAAAGAGCGUGGGUCUGGCACGCCGUCGGUCACCUAUUCCUGUGCCUUGGGAAACAUGAUAAACACAAAGCACAUUCACAAAGAGAUCAUGCGCGACAUGAGCAUGGUGUUUUCUCCAUCGCUGUCAAUGACGGGGUUGCACAUCCAGGUGAAGGGUCAUGAAAAUUAUGAUUGUUUCGUGACCACGGAGAAUUGGAAAAGCCUCUAUACCAAGUUCCCGCACAUCGUAGAUUUCUACGCGGGGGGGCCAUCCUCCAGCUUCUUCGACGAUUUCCUUCCCGACCUUGGCCCAAAUCCGAACACGCCGCUGCCGUGGCCAAAACUGCAGCGGAUUACAUUCGAGAACACUGCAACGGAGGCGGAACCAGACGAGUCGAACAAUAUCAUUGACUCCAUUAUCAUCUCGAUGCACAAUCGUCGGGAUGCUGCAGCUGCUGGCUCGGUGGAACGCUUGCAACAUCUCCACCUAGAAUUCCCGAGGAUGCAGGAUCGGAACCUGUACAAACGUACGAGAACAUUGCAGAGGGUAACAGAUCUGCUCACACGCAGUCCGGACUGGUAAAUUGUAGUGUUGGGACAGCGAUGAGACGAAGGUACGGCAGCGUUUAUGUCACAUGUAGCACUAAGCACUUACGCCGGUACCGUUAUUAAGGUACUCUGCGGGCAACUACC